Molecule: messenger RNA, 932 nt
Organism: Brassica oleracea var. oleracea
Lineage: Eukaryota; Viridiplantae; Streptophyta; Magnoliopsida; Brassicales; Brassicaceae
Product: transcription factor MYB44-like
Exons: 1
Coding region: 91-888 (265 amino acids)
Biological process (GO): regulation of DNA-templated transcription
Cellular component (GO): nucleus
Molecular function (GO): RNA polymerase II cis-regulatory region sequence-specific DNA binding; DNA-binding transcription factor activity, RNA polymerase II-specific
Source: RefSeq, a predicted model, not a curated record
UCUUCUCACGCUCAUCUUAUCGAAGCCUUUAAAAACUCCUAACGACACAAGAAUCAAAAAACAGAACAUAACCGAUAAGAAGAUCCGGCAAUGUCAGGUCCGACCCGAAAGAACAUGGAGCGUAUUAAAGGUCCGUGGAGCCCAGAAGAAGACGAUCUAUUACAGAAGCUGGUGGAGAAACACGGUCCGAAAAACUGGUCUCUGAUCAGCAAAUCUAUCCCUGGACGCUCCGGCAAGUCUUGCCGCCUCCGGUGGUGUAACCAGCUAUCUCCGGAGGUCGAGCACCGUGGUUUUUCGCCGGAGGAAGACGAGAUGAUUGUGCGAGCGCACGCUCGGUACGGUAACAAGUGGGCGACGGUCUCUCGUCUCCUCAGUGGAAGAACUGAUAACGCCGUCAAGAAUCAUUGGAACUCGACGCUCAAGCGAAAAUGCACACCUGAAGGGCAUGAUGGUAAUUUAGGAGAAGAGCAGCCGUCGAAGCGCGCGGCGAGCGGUGGUGUGUGUACCGGGUUGUAUAUGAGCCCCGGGAGUCCGGCGGGAUCUGACGUCAGCGCAUCGGACGGUGGAGAUCCUCCGACGUAUCUAAGCUUGUCUCUUCCUUGGAAUAACGGUUGCGAUACGGAGACGGUUGGGAUCAACGGGGAUACGGUUAUCGACGGUGGUUACACGGCGGAGCUAUUCCCGGUGAGAAAGAAGGAGGAGAGAGGGAUAGUCGGUGGUGAGUUCAUGACGGCGGUGCAGGAGAUGGUUAGGACGGAGGUGAGGAGUUAUAUGGCGGAGUUACAGCGAGGGAACGUCGGUGGUGGUUUGUGUAUACCUCAAAGUGUAAACAGCUGUCGUGUCGGGUUUAGAGAGUUUAUAGUGAACCAAAUCGGGAAGAUGGAGUAGUUUAUAUUAGUUUGAGAGAAGAAGAAAGGAGAAACUUUUAUCUC